UCUUUGAUCGGAACUUAACAUAUAUAAUAGCGCUGCAUAAACAUAUAAUAAGCAGUGGUUAAGGAUGCGCUCCGGCUCGUCGAGAGGCAUCGCCGCCGUGGUUGGUGUAGGGCCGAAGCUCGGCCGUUCCAUCGCCCGCAAGUUCGUCCACGAAGGCUACACCGUCGCGAUUCUCGCACGGGAUUUAGGUACAUUGUCGAGAUUCGCAGACGAGAUUGCGAGAGAAGAGAAGGCGCAAGUGUUCGCUAUUCGUAUAGAUUGCUCGGAUUCUCGGAGCAUACGAGAGGCCUUCGAGGGGGUCCUGUCCCUCGGAUUCGUCGAGGUUUUGGUGUAUAACGCGUACAAGGAGGUGUCUAGGAAGCCCACCAACUUCGUGGAUAUUAAGGUUGACCAGUUUGAGAAAUCCAUGGCCGUUUCCUCUGUCGGAGCCUUCCAUUGCGCUCAACAGGUAUUGCCGGGCAUGGUGGAAAGGGGUAGAGGGACGAUUCUCUUCUCCGGCUGCUCCGCCUCCGUUUCCGGCGUUGCUGGCUUUUCUGAAUUAUGUUGCGGGAAAUUUGCUUUGAGAGGAUUAUCGCAGUGCCUGGCGAGGGAGUUUCAACCUUUGGGAAUACACGUCGCUCAUGUCAUCAUCGACGGCUUCGUCGGCACACCUCGAGGGGCAUUAUUGGGAUCAUCAUCUUUGCAGCAGCAAAGAUGGGGGGUGAGAGAAAUGCAGGUAGAGAAUGAAGAAGAUGGAGGAAUGGACCCGGACCACUUGGCUCGGACCUAUUGGCAUUUGCAUAUUCAACAUCCAUCCGCUUGGACCCAAGAGAUUGAUCUUCGUCCUUCCAAUCCCACCUAAACCCCAUUAUUACUCUAUUUUUCUUAAUCCAACUUAAACCUACAAUCAACUUUAUUUUCAUGCAAAACACUCAAAGUUAUAUUUCGAUGGUAGAAUAUUAGAUAUGAUCUUUCUAAGUCUUUAUACAACACCUUGCUAGCUAGAAAUGAUGUGUAAAAUGUCUUAAAUUUUCUCCACACUAUUCUAUUCCUUUAUGUGUGUUUAGGGACGGAUUUAUAGCUCCCAAUGAUUUUAUUUUUUUGGUACUGUUACUGUAUAUUUUAAUCUAUGAAAUUACUAUUAUUUGUGAGUUA
Molecule: messenger RNA, 1134 nt
Organism: Ipomoea triloba (trilobed morning glory)
Lineage: Eukaryota; Viridiplantae; Streptophyta; Magnoliopsida; Solanales; Convolvulaceae
Product: diacetyl reductase [(S)-acetoin forming]-like
Exons: 5
Coding region: 65-841 (258 amino acids)
Source: RefSeq, a predicted model, not a curated record